CUUCUGUGGAUGAUGACACAUCAAGUAAAUUUCAAUGGCCGAUGAAAACUCAGACACCUACACUUUGAACAAAAUUCGUAUAAGAGUAUCGCGAUAUGACUAAACAAGUACAAGCAGACCAAUUACCCCUGGUAUGAAAUCCGAGAUUGAAGAAACGAAUCUAUUGAUUGCUAUCUAAGAAUAUCACCCCAGUACCAGUCGCUGUCGCACCUGCAGCUGUUGACUUUACAUCUACUUUGACUCCGGUACUACUAGACAUUCAUAGAAGAUAGUUCGCGCAAUCGGCCUCGUGUCGUAUCAAUCUUGCUUACUUUUUAUAGCUCAGAGAAAACGAAAAGAUGCACUCUGGAGAUUACGAUAAGGAUUGCGGGAUCUGGAGCCCCCAAGGAGACAUCCCACAGAUAAAGCACGCGUGUGCCGCAGUGGCAAACGGAACCGUGAUCGUGGGUCUUUGCUCAAAUAAUUAUGCUCUGCUUGCCGGAUUCCGAAAGAAGCAACAGAGUGACUUCUCCAGCUACGACGAGAAGCUCUUCAAAAUAGACGACCAUUGCGGUAUUGCUAUCGCGGGAAUGACAGCAGACGCACGCGUCCUCGCUGAAUACAUGCGGUAUUGAUUGGCAAAAGAACUAUUUGGUGAAUACAAAAACAAAUGUUUCCUAUUUUUACGUCCAGUUCCAUGUAGAUGUAGUGGUCCAUGAUUUCUUUUUUUCUCUUGUGUCAUCAAUAUCAUUAUCAACAUCUAGAUCGUAUAGAAGUUGUCAUACAAAUUGAAAAAUAUGGAACAUCAGAAACGAAUGCUUGGAGCACAAAUACGUGUACGACGGGCCAAUGAACGUUGGACGACUUGUAGCGCAGAUCGGAGAAAAGGCGCAGACGAAAACAGCGCAAGGUGGAAAGCGUCCAUACGGAGUGGGGUUAUUAGUCCAAAGCUACACCGAGGAUACUGGAAAGGUAAAAAUGAAAAAAGAACUUUAGAAUUAGAUUGUCAUCAUUACUUACUUUUACGCGGAAUUAUUCUUUAGGAAAUAGAAAACGUUGACUUUCAUGCUCAUGAUAUUGGAGGACGUGAUGAGUAAGAGAAAAAGCUUUCUUGACGACCUGUAGUUGCUGCACCACACAACGAACAAGGGAGUUAUGGUUAUGGAGCAGUUGAAGUUGAACAUGAAGAACGACAUUUGUACAAUUUUUUUUUCAUCUCGUGUUCCAUGAUCAGGCUGGUAUUUAUGAGACGUCGCCGUCUGGAGAUUUCUACGAGUAUAAGGCAAUGGCGAUUGGCGGCCGAGCGCAGCGUGCGAAGACCUACUUGGAGAAGCAUUUUGAGACUUUUCCAGAAGAGUCUCUGGAGAAGCUGAUAGAGCAUGUGGUGAAAGCAGUCGCGCUGACGGUUGAGCAAGACACCGAACCGACUACGCUGAACAUCGACGUUUCAAUUGUGGGAAAAGACUCACCGUGGCGCAAGCUCCCGGCAGCGGAAUUGCAGCCGUAUAUCACGAAAGCAGCCGCGGACGCACCCGCUGCAAGCGCUGCGGUCGACGACGCUAUGGAUACCAGUGGAUAAGAGUUUCUGACGAGACCACCUCCACACUUAUCUAUAUUCUAGCGGACGUUGACGAGGAGUAAGACAAACAGAAGAAGAUUUUCAUUUUAUUCAUGUCCAAGUCAGUUCCCCUUUUGGACGGUAGAUACAACUCCCUCAACAUAGAUUUUUUUACUGGAACAUUCCUUUCGUGCUCAGUGUUUGAGGAACCCUUCCUGACGUUAGCCUUGGGACUCAUUUGAGAUGUGUGCUUCCGCCACCCAGCGAGCAGAAAAAUGAUAUACGCCCUCCCGAUUAUACAUAUUUGCUUCCCACGUGUGUGAAAAACGACACAGAACAGAAUGCUUCAUCGCCAUUUAUGUGGUCUUGCAUUCUUCAGCAAGCAUGCUGCACUACACUGGUGCCCUAUUUCUGGUCCGACAAGAAACUUUUGAUCUGCGGCUGUAUUGAUGAUGAAU
Molecule: messenger RNA, 1995 nt
Organism: Amoebophrya sp. A25
Lineage: Eukaryota; Dinophyceae; Syndiniales; Amoebophryaceae
Source: the annotation of a GenBank genome assembly